Setaria italica (foxtail millet) is the source of this 2036-nucleotide messenger RNA. RefSeq lists its product as uncharacterized. The transcript has 14 exons. Gene Ontology annotation, biological process: protein desumoylation. NCBI's taxonomy places the organism in Eukaryota, Viridiplantae, Streptophyta, Magnoliopsida, Poales, Poaceae. Gene Ontology annotation, cellular component: nucleus. Gene Ontology annotation, molecular function: deSUMOylase activity. The coding region runs from base 1 to 1824 and encodes 607 amino acids. The record is from RefSeq and is a predicted model, not a curated record.
AUGUCCACCGAUGACCUUCCGUCGUCCUCCGACAUCGACGCCAUCAUCAUCUUCAGGGACCCGCGCGACGCCGACCGUGUGGACCCGUUUGUGAAAAUGGAUUCUCAUAACAUUGAAUCAAGCAAUGCUAAUGGUUUUGAUACUCGACCCUUAAAGAAAGCAAAAUGUGAACAGUUGAAUGAUUGCGAUUUAUCACCAUCGCCUCCAUCAUCAACCUCCCUGGCAUCAUCAUGUGAUAACAUUGAAUCAAGCAAUGUUUAUGAUUUAGAUGCUCAGCCCUUGAAGGAAGAAAAAUCUGAACAGAUGAAUGAUCUUGACAUAUCACUAUCACCUCCAUCACCAACCACCCUGGCAUCAUCAUCUCUGGAAAAAGAUUCUUACACUAUUGAUUCAAUUGUUGCCGAGAAAGUGGCAUGUUCUGAAUGGAUUGACUUUGAAUCAGAUAAUGAUGGAAGAAUUCUAUUAGAUGACGAGAAGCAUCAAGAUCAACAUGAACAAUACAAAGUUGAUCAAACAUAUGACUAUCUCCCACAAGAUUAUGAAAUGACCGACCUAGACUACUGUGCUCAAAUAACAAUAGAAACAUCUUUCAAAGAUGAUAUACUUGUGAAGAUAGAUGACAUCUUUGUCAGACAAGCUCAAUUGUCAUGCUUGCUAGAUUCAGAAAAAUUCCUAAAUGAUGAUGUCAUCAGCGCGUAUAUAUGUUGCAUAAAGGAUCAAGCCCAUUUAGAAAGUAGGAAUGAUGUUAAAUUUUACUUUGAGAAUCCCUUUAUUUCUAUAUUGCUAAAAAGGGAUGGCAAGCUUGGAGUAGGUGAAGAUGGUAACCAUAUCACAAAGAUUGUGAGAAACUAUCUUAAGCAUGAAAUGAUUCUUAUUCCAAUAAAUAUCAAAGAAAAACAUUGGUAUUUGGCUAUUAUUAACACACAGAAGUGUGAAAUACAAGUACUUGACUCGUUGUGUUGGGACUUCAACCGAGGUGACCUUGCUGAUACGCUACAAGGACUACAAUAUCAUUUGAACAUAAUUGGAAGGCAACAAAACUUGAUUAGUCAUAACUGGAAAGACCUCCAGGUUAUUUCCUGGAUAAUCACAGAACAACUACAAGAGCCAAUGCAGAAAGAUGGCUCAUGUUGUGGACUGUUCAUGCUCAAGUUUAUGGAAUACUGGAUUGGAGAUUCACUAUCUCAUCCUAUUACACAGGAAGAUAUUAAUCAUUUUAGGUUCAAGUUAGCAGGUAUACUAUUAUGUUGGAAAACAAACACAGCACAAACAACUCCUCAAAAUAUCUCAUUGUUGGGAAGUUCAGAUGGCCAAAAAGAACCCAAGGCAUCAGAUUCAUUAUCAAAGGAAACAAAAUACCAAUCAUUAAUGUCUGUUCUUUCUAAGAUCAGUGUACAUGAGUUAGUUGGCGGCCUUUGUGACUACAUCAAAUCAAUUAAUUGUCCAGAAACAUUGGAAAAAGUAUGGGUGCGAAACUCCAAGCCAUAUUCCAUUAGCUUGACUCUCAGGAAACUGCAAGAAAUACUGAAGGAAGAUCUGCCCAUGGACCGUGAUUGUUUUAAUUUGGUUAUUCGAAAAUUCAUGUUUGAUGACAUCCAAAUGAUGAACAAAACCAAAGGAACAAUAUCAAAGCAUUAUCUAGACACGCGAUUUUGGAUAAUUACUGAUUUUGGACGACACCCAAACUUCCGUAAAAAGAUAGACGUGGAACAACUCGCAGAAACUGUUAGUAGCUGGCCUGGUGUUAAUUAUAGUGUUUUAAGAUGCAAAUUGAGAACUAUCCGGUUAUCUUGUUUCUCUCUUCAUGUGCAUAUGGAAAGAUGAAGAACUACAAUUGCCAGUUUUAAAGGAUGGCUACGAUCUAAGAAAGCAAUUUAUGGCACAACUAUUAACUUACAAGGAGAAUGAAUGUGAAGACAAUAUGCCUGCUGGUGUUCGAGACUUUCUUAGGUGUAUCAAUGCUACUCAAAGUUAGAAAUAGUUAUGCAAGCACAGAGAAUGUAUGAGAUCAUAUUGAAACGGUUUUAUUAUUACCA